CAACUUUCCUCGCUAUCUCCCUAUAUAAACGCCACAUCCAAAACGUAACUCCCAACACCAUCAUCACAACUAAACCAAAACAAACAAAAAAAAAAAAAACAUUUUUAUUAUUAUAUUGUUUCUUCGUACGUUGUUUGAAAUAUAAUGGAUCGUGUAGCGAAGGCGGCGGCGCAGAAGGCGGUGGUGAUCUUCAGCAAGAGUUCGUGCUGUAUGUGCCACGCAAUCAAGAGGCUGUUCUACGAGCAAGGAGUGAGCCCCAUGAUAUAUGAGCUGGACGAGCUGGAUAGCUACAACAGCCGGGAAAUGGAGCGAGCCCUUCUCCGGCUCGGCUGCAACCCCGCCGUCCCAGCCGUCUUCAUCGGCGGCAGAUUUGUCGGCUCGGCCAACACCGUCAUGACCCUUCAUAUUAAUGGCUCGCUUAAGAAGAUGCUCAAAGAUGCCGGCGCUCUCUGGCUUUAAUUAAUUACCUAAUUUAAGACGCUGUGACUUAUUUAGCAAGGUCACUUUAACUGUACUUUUUAACCAAUACUUUGACCUUGUUGCUACACCUUUUCAUUUUUUUUUUCUUUUACACUCUUUGAUUUUGCACUUUAUAUAUCAAAACAAUAUUAUGCAUAAA
Molecule: messenger RNA, 619 nt
Organism: Ipomoea triloba (trilobed morning glory)
Lineage: Eukaryota; Viridiplantae; Streptophyta; Magnoliopsida; Solanales; Convolvulaceae
Product: monothiol glutaredoxin-S10-like
Exons: 1
Coding region: 145-459 (104 amino acids)
Source: RefSeq, a predicted model, not a curated record